Messenger RNA from Epinephelus lanceolatus (giant grouper), 4502 nucleotides. It is a transcript of the gene adnp2b, whose product is annotated as ADNP homeobox 2b. Gene Ontology annotation, molecular function: DNA binding. Gene Ontology annotation, cellular component: nucleus. Lineage: Eukaryota; Metazoa; Chordata; Actinopteri; Perciformes; Serranidae. Gene Ontology annotation, biological process: regulation of gene expression. The record is from RefSeq and is a predicted model, not a curated record.
UUGAGCGCCAUUUUUUCCUCCAUAGGAGAAGAAAGGGACAAAAGCUGGACCAAAAAUAACUUCUCUCUGGAAGAGGUUCGCGAACAUCAUCUUUUACAUUUGACCGCGCGCUUCAGACGUGUGUGUGUGUGGACAGAAGAUGCAGCGCGGAUGAGUAUCUGUGUGCACCGCUGGCAGCAGACGCAGCUCACCGACACACAGAGCUGAGGGCCGGUGGAAGUGGAGAUCGUUAGCCCUGUCGGAGGUGGCACAGCGACAACUAACGUUAACCUACACCGAGACAUUAGCCGAGGCUUUGAGGAAUAAUGUAUCAGGUUCCAGUUGGAAAUAUUGAGAAGAUCAGAAAGGCUCGCAAGGCAGUGAAAAACAUCCUGGGAGAGAUUGGUCUGGAAGACUGCCAGAACCUGUUGAAGGAGCUCCAUGAAAACACUGAGAAAAACACAGAUGAAGAUGAGGCCUUUCAGGAAACGGAGUGGUUUGAUUUCACAGAUGGAUUCAACGGCAGGCUUCAGAAAAAGUGGCCUUACCGGUCUCGGUCGCUGUGCUGUAGCCUGUGCAAGUACUCUUCGCAAAACAUCUACAACUUCAGGAGCCACGUCUCCCGCUGCCAUGGAUAUGUGCAGUCAUUCUGUGCGCUGGCGCCCUGCUCUCAGUGCCUCUUCAUCGGACACCCGAAGUAUCUCAAGAAGCACAUGAUGUUCUUCCAUGCCUCCUUUAUACAGCCACAGAGGGAAGUGUCUCAGCCCACCCAUCGUGGAAAUGAGCGGUAUCAGUGUAGAAGAUGUGGAUAUCCAGCCUCCUCUAUCUUUACGAUGAAGAAGCACAUCAUUCUCAAGCACCUAGCCGGUUUGGCUGAACAGUAUAUCGGUUACAGAUCACACCUUCAAGGGAAUACCACUGUCAGGGUGUAUUGCUGCAAGGUGUGCAAGGUGAACACUGGAAAUCUAGACCAAAUGUUGCAUCACAUGCUGGUUGAGCCCUCACACUAUUCAGUCAGCACACAAGUGCAAAGUUUGAUUUAUGAGAACAAGAACUAUACCAUUAGAGCAACACCGAAUGGGAAUGGCGUGUUUGUGACAUUCCCAAGUAUUGCUCCUAAACCACAGCAACCUCAAGUGUUCAACAGUAAGUCCUUGGUUUUACCAAGUAAUGGCCAACCUGCUGGGACUGUGGUGGCGUUACAACAAUUACAAGGAACUACAAACAGUACUGCUACUCUGAUUUGUGCCCCUGGAACCAACCAAGCUUUUCUGCCCCCUCAAGCAUCAGCGCUAGUGCAGCUAGCUAGUGCUGAAGCUAAAGGUUUGCUCCAGCCCGGUGCCACGAUCGCCCUCCGAAGUGCUUUGCCCCAAGGCUCAUCUAUGGUCCAGCUUCCCACAGUGUCUAACGUGUCUCUGAAACAGGCACCUGUGGCUCUAGCUUCUACUCAACCACAACCGACACAACUUACUCCGACGCAGCAAAUCCUCCUUCCAUCAGGACUGCAGGCCAAUGUUGCAGCUGGACCUGGAACUGGAGCUGUAUCCCAGCCUGCUGUGGUCACACAAAAUGCACCAACGAACCAUACGGCCCUACAAGGUACCAUGCUGACGUCACAGUCCCUGCUGAGUCACCUAAUCCCGACUGGCAACAAGAUGAAUGGCAUGCCCACAUACACUUUUGCUCCACUGCAAGUAGCAAUGCCCGUCUCUCAGAGCACAAGUACCCCUCUCAAGUCUGUUGAGCAAACAAGGAACUCCACACCACAAACUAAGAAAUGGAUUACCUGUCCUCUCUGCAAUGAACUUUUCCCCUCUAACGUCUUCGACAUGCAUACAGAGGUCGCUCACCAGGCAAAAUCCACCACAAACAAGUCAGAAAGUGUGGCGGCGCGAGCAGCAUUCUUGAAGAAAAUGCCGGACAAAACUGUUAAAUGCCUAACGUGCAAAAUUCUACUAUCAGAAAAAAGUGUCUUCCAACAUCUGCUGCACGGCCUGAGUUGUUUGUACUGCUCAGCUUUGUUCUUUUCAAUCAAGCAGCUUGCUGAGCAUGUAAAGCAGCACAAUCCCGCAAGCAAGGCGUAUUGUGAUUUCCUGAGGCAGAAGUACAGGGUCUACUCCAAAGGGGUUGGAGGAAUCCUGUUCCCUUACUUUGAUGUCCACACCACCGCACCAAAAGAGGUCCUAGGAGACACCGAGGUCAACCUGGCCCUAGUCACAAACUCCCUUGACCUGAUCUUCUUCAAGUUGCAGCCGAGCAGCCAGCCAGAAAUCUGUGCAGCACCUGUGAAAAUCAACAGCUCAUACUGUCCCUUCUGUGACGAAAAGUUUCAGAAUGAAUCCAAACACCUUCAGCACCUGAAGCAAAAACACUUUGUAGCACCCACCAUUCAUGCUAUCCUCAAGACAGAGGCCUUUAAGUGCAUAUACUGCAAUGGUGUGUACACAGGAAAGGUCACCCAGCAGGCUGUGAUGCUCCACAUUCAGCGAUGCCGGUGUUCACCAAAACAGCCACAGCCACCUAAACCUACAGCACCACCACCACCACCACCACCACCACCACCACCAGCACCACUGCAGCCACCAAAACCAGCUCAGCAGAUCAGUCAGCCACUCUACUUUCUCCAAAUGCCGCAAGGGCUGACUAUGAAACAAACUUUAGCUCCGGCUCGUUUGAUUGCAGCUCCACCACCCCGUGUAGAGACUCCAGAGACAGAAGCAGAGCUGCAGUCUAAGAAGAGGCUGGAGGCAGCAUGGAGGGAGGUGAUGGAGGCCAACAAACGAGAGCGAGAACAAAGGGCAGCCAUGCGCAAGAAGCGAGAGCAGGAGAAGUUGGUGCCCCCACCAGAGCCUGUGGUUCAGCUCGAUCCCACAGUGAAGCUGAUGUUGGAGCCAACCUCCGCAGAGCGCCGCAACAGCGAGGAGCGCAGAGACUUCAUAUCUAAAUACUUCAACCUGAACCCUUACGCGACCAAACCCGAGACUGAAGAGCUGUGCAAGAGGCUGUCUCUCACCAAAGCGGAGUUGGCGGCCCACUUCAGCAAGAAGCGCAGCAAGUGCAUGAAGAGUCUCAAAAAGAACACAGCUGCUAUUCUCCUCGGCUUCAACAUGACAGAACUGAGCAAAGUCAAGCACAAUCUCAUAAUCCCUGAACAGGAGCCACCUGCCGAUCCCACAGAGCAGUCAUCCGAUGAUACCUCAGAAGAGCUGGCUGACGAUAUCACGGAGCAGCCACCCUCUGAUCCAAUAAAACAGCCACCCCCCAAUUCAUCAGAGCACCCGCGUGCUGAUGCAACAGAGCAGAUGGAAAAUGGUGAGGACGGACCAGAACCGAUGGAUGAAAGUGGAAAUGAGAAAGUUGCCGAUGGGGAACAGGUGGAGCAGAUGGAAAGUUAAAAAGCAAAUAAUGCAAUCGCAGAUGUCCCUGAUUGAAAACCAAGAUACUCUACUGAUGGCCUUUUGUGUUGAUAGUCACUAGAGGAGCUCAUCCUGCAGUGCAUACAAUGUAUUACCUAAUAUACAAGUUACUUGUAAGUGAGGGCAGUCUCUUAAAGUAGCCCACAUCAAUAGUGCUUUGUUUGACUCCAGUAUGUUGUCAGUGGUCCAUAUCCAAAUUUCCAUAUAAACACAGAGAAAAUGAUAAUAAAAGAAAACAGAUGUGUCGUCUUUUAGAUAUGAUGGUGUCAAACCGUUGAGCUGCUGGUUACAAUCUCUCAUUCAACAAUGGCUACUGACUUCAACUCAAGCACUGAUUUGCUCCUGGUAGCUGAUUUUCUUUUUUGCACCCUUUAUUUAAGCCCAUUUGUACAAAAUUGGGAUUCCUACAUCUUUUCUUGUUUGCUUAUAUCAAGACUUAAGUACACGCUUUAACUUACACUUAGAUUAUCAUUAUAUUAUACUUUCCUUUUUGUAAAUUGAUUUGUUUUUUACAUAUUUGGACCUAUUUGUGUCAUGUUCACAGCUUUGUUAUUUUGCUUUGUUUUUUUCUACCUUUCAGAUUGUUCACACCACUCCUCCCCUCCCUACAUUUAAAUCGGUUAACGGUAAAAUGUUUUAAUGCUCAUCAACUCCUGCAGAAGGUUAACGUACAUCUUUCCGCUUCAAGCCAAAUUCUUAAGAAUGUACAAAUGUUUGAGUUGUAAGGUUGCUGAAUUCUCAAUGGACUCUUGGUUUUCAUACAUCUCCGACCAUACUUGCAUGAGCCUUUGUUUUGACGUCAGAUGAAAUUAUGAUUUGUGCCAUUGUGAAGUCUACAUAUUUGCAUAGACUUUUGGACAUUUACCUAGAGAUUUGACAAAAUAUAAAACAAGUUAUUGGGUGUUCACCAUAUAUCUGUUUUUUUUGUACUACACUUGUAUUUUCUAUAAUUCCUAGAGGAUCAAAUGUUGGGAGAGGUACUAAUUAUCAUUCUGUCCAAGGCCACUGUGUUGUAACAAAUAAAGUGGUUUCCUUUUACGUAAAUGAUCAGCGAUUUUUAUUUUUAUUUCUUAAUAAAACCUAUAAUUUAAAAUCUUUGUUAAAGUA